Triticum aestivum (bread wheat) is the source of this 1868-nucleotide messenger RNA. RefSeq names its product arginine biosynthesis bifunctional protein ArgJ, chloroplastic. Gene Ontology annotation, molecular function: L-glutamate N-acetyltransferase activity, acting on acetyl-CoA as donor; L-glutamate N-acetyltransferase activity, acting on acetyl-L-ornithine as donor. Gene Ontology annotation, biological process: L-arginine biosynthetic process; L-ornithine biosynthetic process. Bases 174 to 1565 code for a protein of 463 amino acids. The transcript has 16 exons. NCBI's taxonomy places the organism in Eukaryota, Viridiplantae, Streptophyta, Magnoliopsida, Poales, Poaceae. The record is from RefSeq and is a predicted model, not a curated record.
GCCAGCGCCAGCCGGCCGCGCCACCAACCCCCGGGUCCCAACCGCCGACCGGCCACGCCGCAAAAAGAACCCCCCGACCCGUCCCGCCCGCCACUCCGGCACUCCCACUCCCACUCCCACCUGCCCCGCGCCGCGCGACCAGCCGUCAAGCCACGCCGCCGCUCGCCCCAGCGAUGCCGCCACCCUCCCUCCUGCUCUUCCACUGCCGCGCCCCGCUCCCGCACCGCCCGCUGCGGAUGAGCUCUCCGUCGCCGAGCAGGAGGGUCGUCUGCUCCGCCUCCACCGCCGAGGGGUACAUCUCCGCGGCGCCGAUCCUCCUUCCAGACGGGCCAUGGAAGCAGGUAGAAGGCGGCGUCACGGCGGCGAAGGGGUUUAAGGCCGCGGGCAUCUACGGCGGCCUGCGCGCCAAGGGACAGAAGCCUGACUUGGCGCUUGUUGCUUGCGACGUCGACGCCACCGUCGCCGGAUCUUUUACAACAAAUGUUGUUGCUGCUGCGCCUGUUCUGUAUUGCAAGCGUGUCCUUAGUUCAUCCAAAACAGCUCGUGCUGUGUUGAUUAAUGCUGGUCAAGCAAAUGCAGCCACUGGUGAUGCAGGAUAUCAGGACGCAGUGGAUAGUGCAGAAGCUGUUGCCAAGCUUUUGAAUGUGAGCACAGAUGACAUACUGAUCCAGUCCACUGGUGUCAUUGGUCAAAGAAUAAAAAAGGAAGCACUUAUAAAUUCACUUCCUAGACUUGUGGGCUCUCUGUCUUCAUCUACUGAAGGUUCAAAUUCUUCAGCUGUGGCCAUCACAACUACAGACCUUGUUAGCAAGAGUAUUGCUGUCCAGACUGAGAUUGGAGGAGUGCCUAUCAAGAUAGGAGGAAUGGCCAAAGGUUCCGGGAUGAUUCAUCCAAAUAUGGCGACAAUGCUUGGUGUUCUCACAACCGAUGCUCAAGUAAGAAGUGAUGUUUGGAGAGAAAUGGUCCGGACAUCAGUGAGUAGAAGUUUCAACCAAAUUACUGUGGAUGGUGAUACAAGUACGAAUGACUGUGUUAUUGCUAUGGCUAGUGGAUUAUCUGGUUUGUCGGACAUCCUCACUCAUGAUAGCGUUGAAGCUCAACAGCUCCAAGCAUGCCUAGAUGCAGUAAUGCAAGGCCUCGCAAAAUCCAUAGCAUGGGAUGGUGAGGGUGCAACCUGCUUAAUUGAGGUUACUGUAACUGGUGCAAAUAAUGAGGCAGACGCAGCGAAGAUUGCUCGUUCAGUGGCAGCGUCCUCCUUGGUUAAAGCUGCUGUAUUUGGCCGAGACCCGAACUGGGGGCGCAUUGCUUGCUCUGUCGGAUAUUCAGGGAUUCAUUUUGAUGCAGAUCAACUUGAUAUUUCCCUUGGAGUUAUUCCACUAAUGAAAAAUGGCCAACCACUCCCUUUUGACAGAUCUGCUGCUAGCAAGUAUCUCAAAGAUGCUGGUGACAUCCAUGGUACAGUGAACAUUGAUGUAUCAGUUGGGAAUGGAGGAGGCACUGGAAAGGCGUGGGGCUGUGACCUAAGUUAUAAGUAUGUCGAAAUAAAUGCUGAAUACACAACGUGAAAUUCGUAUUCUCCAUGAAAACUGCAUUUCUGAAUACACAUCCGUUGUCUUCAUUUGUCUGAGUGCUCUUUCGAUGCAACUGCAUUUCUGAAAACUAUAUCAUACCGAAACGAUAGUGUGUUGUACCAAUAGGUCGAACAUGUAUUAUCUUUUACAAGAACAGUCAGGUUAGUGUUUUGUGACUGGAAUAAUGCGCUGAAGAAUUUGGUGGUACCAUGUGAAAAUUGUCUACCAUCCUUCUCGGUUCUGAUUGAUAAAGGAGGAUGUUGGCCUGACAAAAUAAAGUUUAUUUGGAUUUUUGUA